CUCUAUUUUUGGAGGAGGAAUGUACACAGAGACCUCGUGGAAAGAGACCAUAACAACAAACAGUAUACGCAACACGCUCCUACAAAGAGACAGUCCCCCUUCAGAACAUUCAGUCACACACACAGCAUCAACACGAGAGAAACAAGGAAGAAAGGACAGGAAAUGUCAAGCCGUCAGAUUUUCUGCUCAGAUCUGGCUUUGAAUACAGAGAGGGACCAACAGAAAACAUAUAAAGAGAGAAGAAGGACAGAGAACUUCAUGGACUCUGUCUGCAGUAUGGACCAACCAGCAAUGAAGGUCUUCCACUUUAAAGACCAGGAGCAGUCGUCCAGCCUACUGCUGCAGCUGAACAGACUCAGGCAGGAGAACAUCCUGACUGAUGUGUGGCUGUGUUCAGAUCACACCGAGCUCCCCUGUCAUCGCAACGUCUUGGUCUCCAGCAGCCCCUACUUCAGAGCCAUGUUCUGCAACAACUUCUUAGAGAGACAGCAGACAAAGAUCAACAUAAAGGGCAUCACGUCAAACAUUCUGAGCAGCAUCGUCGACUAUGUUUACACAGGACUCAUUAGCAUUAGCUUUGAGAUUGUUUUGCCUGUGAUGCAGGCGGCAUCCAUGUUGCAAUAUGGCCGACUCUUUGAGGCCUGUUCAGUUUUCCUGCAGGAGCAGCUGAGCCCCGACAACUGCCUGAGCAUGAUAAGACUCUCCGAGAUCAUGAUCUGCAACAGUCUGAGAGACAAAGCCAAAGAGAUGGCCAUGGAGAGCUUCUCGGACGUGUCAGUGUCCGAGGAUCUGUGCGAGCUCUCCUUACCUGAGCUCAUGGGAUACCUGGAGGAUGACAGUCUUUGCGCUGAGGAGGAGCAGGUGUUUGAGACUCUUGUUGCCUGGAUCCACCACGAUCCUUUAUCAAGACGCGGCGCCAUCAGCGACCUUUUCAAGAAAGUUCGUCUUCGCCACAUCCAUCCCACCUACCUCUUCCAGUUCAUAGCUAACGACCCUCUGAUCCAGUCGUCCACCCUCUGCACCGAGCUCAUCGAAUCCGUAAGACGACUCAUGUUUGCCGUCAGCCCCAAAUGCAUCGAUACGGCGGUCGACCUCAAACCUCUAUGGGUGGCACCGAGGCGAUACUCCUAUCAUGACAUGUUGGUGGUUGUAGGUGGCAGGAAGAACAACGAGCAGACCUCCAGGGAAGCCCUCGUCUUCGAUGAGAGAAGCGAGAAGUGGCAGUGGCUCGCCAAGUUGCCUGUUCGUCUGUAUAAAGCGUCAUACGUCGCUCUCCACAGUGUGUUGUAUGUCAUUGGUGGCCUGAUCACAAACACAAAGUACAGCCAAGUCAGCACAACCGUUUACACACUCUCACUAAAGACCAAUCAGUGGAGGACAGCAGAGCCCAUGUUGGAGCCUCGCUUUGCCCACCAGAGUGUCUCCUACCUCCACUUCAUCUUCGUGUUGGGCGGCCUCGGCACUGACAUGCAACUGACAGGCAGCGUGGAGAGGUUCAACAGCAUGUUCAACCAAUGGGAGACGAUGGCGCCCAUGCCCGAGGCUGUGCUGCACCCUGCAGUGGCUGCAACUAACCAAAGGAUCUAUGUGUUUGGAGGGGAGGAUGCCAUGCAGAACCCUGUCAGGAUAAUACAAGUGUAUCACAUUGCCAGGAACAUAUGGUCAAAGAUGGAGAACAGAACAGUGAAGAAUGUGUCGGCUCCCGCUGCAGUUUUAGACGACAAAAUCUACAUCGUUGGAGGAUACACGAGGAGAAUGAUCGCAUACGACACCAAGGCUAACCGCUUCAUCAAGUGUGCCAACCUGAAGGAGAGAAGGAUGCACCACUCUGCCACCGUCCUCAACAACAAACUCUACGUCACCGGCGGACGUCACAUCAAUGGCCAUGAUGUCAUCGAGGACUUGGACAGUUUUGAAUGCUACGACCCAAAGACAGACACUUGGACAUCUAAAGGGACUCUGCCUUAUAAACUGUUUGACCACGGCUCUCUGACUCUGACGCACGUGUCACCGACGAGGGCAAAAUCCUAACUGCAGUGUAACUCAUACUAGAGUCCUAGUAUUUUCAACCACCUUUUUUUUUUAAACAGAAAAUUCUUUCAAAAGAGGUUCAUGUUGAGAAAAAUGUAGAAACAUGCAUACCAUAUCAUUAAUUUACCAAUUACACAAUCUCCCCUUUAGGAUUAAUAAAGUAUUUACACUCCUGAAUUAUACAUUAUGUAAAUGCUUUUUAAAAGUAACUUUCAAUAUGCCAUGUCUUUUAAAAAGUUUUCAGUCAAGACAAACCUAUAAAAAUUAAACCUAUCCAGCAGCCGCUUCUUAACCUGUCCAACUUCACUAAAGCUGACGGUGCUAUUUUGAGCCUCCUUUAAAUCAUGAGAUUUCACUUGUCAUGUCUAAAUCCUGCGGCUGUGUUCUGCGUGGUGAAGGUCUCAGCUGUAUGUCUGAACCUGCUGCUGCGUCUGUUCAACUCAUCUUGUGGGUCAAUUAUUGUGAUGGUAAUGUUAAGUUUUUUUGUGCAGUCAGAAUUUUAAUAUAACAUUCUCAGAAUUUGUUGACAUUUGACAUGGACAAUGUUUGGUUGGUAAUGUGUUUUUUAUAUAUUCCAUGACAACAUGCACAGUUUAUCAUGAUACUUCUGUGUGCUGAAAUGAUUAUCGACUUUGACGUUUGAUUCCUGAGCUUAAAGACUAGCCUCAAAUUGUGUUCCACGUUUUUAAAAAUGUUUCUCGUAUGAUUUUUUUUUUACUCUUUCUUCAAGUUUUUACUGCUAAUUUUACAUUGAAAAUCAUUAUAAUUGUUAUUAAUAAUAAAAAGUCCAUCCUUA
Messenger RNA from Labrus bergylta (ballan wrasse), 2827 nucleotides. It is a transcript of the gene klhl38b, whose product is annotated as kelch-like family member 38b. The record is from RefSeq and is a predicted model, not a curated record. Lineage: Eukaryota; Metazoa; Chordata; Actinopteri; Labriformes; Labridae. Gene Ontology annotation, molecular function: protein binding.